Colletotrichum paranaense is the source of this 579-nucleotide messenger RNA. RefSeq lists its product as uncharacterized. The record is from RefSeq and is a predicted model, not a curated record. NCBI's taxonomy places the organism in Eukaryota, Fungi, Ascomycota, Sordariomycetes, Glomerellales, Glomerellaceae. The coding region runs from base 1 to 579 and encodes 192 amino acids. The transcript has 3 exons.
AUGCCCGCCUCCAGCCCGAAAUGUAACAGCAGCAACUGCAAGAGUCAAACCCCCGGAACAGUCCCCAUUGCCAGAGCCACGCCGCCAUGGAGCAACUUCAAUUUGACGACCCGUGAAGCUGCCGUCUCCAUCUGGCGCGUGGUUGGCGUGCCCAUCACAAUGCCCCUCUUGUUCCCAACGUCAGCAGUAACAGCCCUCAGAAUGUAUAUUGGGCGGUACUUGGUCUGUAUCCUUGCUGAGUUGGGGCCCCGUGGUUUCUACUGUAAGCUAAGUGAGCUCCCCAAGGACUCGGCAUGGCAAGGUAUCUGCCCACGCUGUCCUGCCUUGAGAUGCGCUAAGAAUACCGGCCAAGGUACAUCAUUGGAACCUGCAUCCAGGAACCUGACUACUGCGUACGCUGCUGCACGUUGGCUGCAGACCUUAAUUCCCCGUCCCCCGGCCUGCUGCUCUCAAUGGAAAGUCGCUGCUACAUCUCUUGGCCUGCCCGCCCGUGUUUCUGUCCUCGCCCCUGUCUCUGCCCAUCUCUUCUCUGCCUGCUCCCCGCCGUACGCACACACGGCCACACAGUUUGUCCUCUGA